Molecule: messenger RNA, 1944 nt
Organism: Coniosporium apollinis CBS 100218
Lineage: Eukaryota; Fungi; Ascomycota; Dothideomycetes
Exons: 4
Coding region: 1-1944 (647 amino acids)
Biological process (GO): carbohydrate metabolic process; N-glycan processing
Cellular component (GO): endoplasmic reticulum; membrane
Molecular function (GO): calcium ion binding; mannosyl-oligosaccharide 1,2-alpha-mannosidase activity
Source: RefSeq, a predicted model, not a curated record
AUGUCGUUUGCGGUCCCCCGCAACGUGCCAGCCUUCGGCGCCUCACAGCGCCAUCUCGAAGACCGCGUCUGGGGCUCCAACAGGGGCAUGGAGCUCCCAACGUACAAGGAUAAGCCCUUCUACCCCAAGACGAAGCGCUCCACCAUGCUCAGGAAGCGUUUCUUCGGUGCCCUCCUCUUCGCCGCAGCCACCCUCAUGUACUACAUGGGGUUCUUUACGUCCUCAAAUCCCUCGGCGCUCUCGCCCGGCGCCAUCAACUGGCAGGGCCGUCAAGAUCAAGUCCGGGAUGCCUUCCUGCUGACCUGGAACGCGUACGAAAAGUACGCGUGGGGUCACGACGAGUUCCAUCCCGUCUCCAAGACAGGCAGGGACAUGGUGGACGGCGGCCUGGGCUGGAUAAUUGUCGACUCCCUUGAUACAAUGAUCUUGAUGAACCUCACGACGCAACUCAAGCACGCGCAAGACUGGAUAUCCACAAGCCUCGACUACGACAAGGACCACGACGUCAACACGUUUGAAACGACGAUUCGUAUGCUUGGGGGCCUUCUCUCCGCUCACUACUUGUCGACAGAGCUUCCUCACUACGCCCCAAUGCACAUCGCGAAAGGAUCUCCCGGCGAAGACCUCUACUUGGAAAAAGCGAGCGACCUCGCCGACCGCCUCCUUGGGGCUUACGAGUCGAUGACUGGAAUCCCCUAUGCAAGCAUAAACCUGAAGUCCAGGAAGGGCAUCAGGUCCCAUGCGGAUGGCGGAGCUUCGUCGACAGCUGAGGCGACCACCACUCAGCUUGAGAUGAAGUAUCUGUCGAAGCUCACUGGCGAAACGUUGUAUUGGGAAAAGGCGGAAAAGGUGAUGAAAGUCGUCGACGACAUCGGUCAAAGGGACGGCUUGCUCCCCAUAUUCAUUGAUCCAGACGUUGGACGAUUCCGCGACAGCAACAUUCGCCUUGGCAGCCGCGGCGACAGCUAUUAUGAAUACCUCAUCAAGCAAUACCUCCAAACCUCGCAACAGGAGCCGGUUUACCGGGAGAUGUGGGACGAAGCCCUCACUGGCGUCCGCAAGCAUCUGAUCACAUACUCAUACCCGUCAAAUUUUACCGUCCUCGCAGAACGCCCGACCGGCCUCGAUGGCGGUCUAUCUCCGAAGAUGGACCAUCUCGUCUGCUUCAUGCCCGGCACAAUCGCGCUCGCCGUGACCGGCGGCUUGACUGUGAACGAGUUCAAAGAGGCUGGGAGCUGGAGUAAAGGACAAGAAGAAGCCAUGAACCUCGCGAAAGAGCUGAUGAAGACUUGCAUGGGGAUGUACAAGGUCACGCCCACAGGAUUGGCCGCCGAGAUCACGUUCUUCCGCACCUGGGAACCCCACAAGAUGGCUUGGGAGGGCUGGGACCUCAAAUCGCCAGAGUCUUUCGAUCCAGAUCGUAACGCAGAAUGGCGGGAUGACUUCGUGAUCAAGCCCAACGACGCACACAACCUGCUACGUCCGGAGACUGUAGAGAGCCUGUUCUACAUGUGGCGCAUCACAGGAGAUGUCCAAUAUCGUACUUGGGCCUGGGAGAUCUUCCAGGCUUUCGUUGAGCACGCCGUUGUUCCGGAUGACGGCGGCUUCAGCAGCAUAAACAGCGUGAAGCUUAUCCCAUCGCGGUUCAAGGACAACCUGGAGAGCUUUUGGCUGGCCGAGACGCUGAAGUAUCUCUUCCUGACCUUUGGCGAGGCCGAUGUCCUGCCCCUUCAAGACGUUGUGUUCAAUACCGAGGGCCAUCCAUUUCCGCGCUUCGAACUCGGCAAGCUGUUCAAGACUGGCUGGUCGAGGAAACCGAGGGACGAGUUCGGUCACAUCAAGCCUGACGCGCCGAAGAGGACCAACGCGAACUUGGAAGCCGUGAUCAACGAGAAUGUGAAGAUUCAGACAGUAGCUGUGGAGAAGACGCCUGACCAGCAUUGA